Zingiber officinale is the source of this 1082-nucleotide messenger RNA. RefSeq names its product probable starch synthase 4, chloroplastic/amyloplastic. Bases 645 to 896 code for a protein of 83 amino acids. The transcript is spliced from 5 exons. The record is from RefSeq and is a predicted model, not a curated record. NCBI's taxonomy places the organism in Eukaryota, Viridiplantae, Streptophyta, Magnoliopsida, Zingiberales, Zingiberaceae.
UUUCCUUUAUCUCCCACUUCUUCGUCUUUCCUUUUCUUUUCUCUAUCGCCGUUAGGUUUUCUUUCCUCUAUCGCUGUUAGGUUUCCUUCGUCUCCCACCUCUUCUUCUUUCCUUUCCUCUUUGCAAUGUAAUCAGGUUCUUCCCUCUCCACAGCAAGUAAAGAGAAGCUCAAAGGUAACCUAUUUAUUAUUUCUUCCCUCACCGCAGCACCGCGGAUAGACUCGCCAGGCGACGAGGGUCGCCUCGCCGGGUGACGAGGGUCGCCUCGCCGGACGACGGGGGUCGCCUCGCCGGGCGACGAGGGUCGCCUCGCCGGGCGACGAGGGUCUGCUUCGCGUUGCCACAUUCUGACGAUGAGAAAGAGGAGAUGGUGUCAGAGGAAGAGAUCAGCCUGCCUUCCUCUUCUGGCUUCCUCCCCAAAUCCAAGGAUGUCUUCCUCUUCUGGCUCCCUCCCCACAUCCAAGGAAGAUAUCAACCAAUGAUGCCAAGUCAUUGCGAGAUAUGGCAUGGAAGAAAGAUUCUCAAAAUCGUGAUGCGUAUUUGGCUUGUGAGAGUAAGGGUGAGUAUGAAAGGUUGACUACCUUCCUGAAGUUGACGUACACCAGUACAAGGCCAGGAUUGCACAUUAUCCAUAUUGCUGCAAAAUGGCACCAGUUGCAAGGGUUGGUGGUUUAGGGGAUGUUAUCACUGGUCUUGGUAAAGCAUUGCAGAGGAAGGGACACCUAGUGGAAAUUGUCCUUCCAAAAUAUGAUUGUAUACAGUAUGAUCUUAUUGCCGAUCUGAAGGCACUGGAUGUUGCGAUAGAGUCUUAUUUUGAUGGACAACUAUUCAGGAACAAAAUUUGGGUUGGGACUAUUGAAGAUGACAGGUACUUGGAUUUUUAUGAAUCAAUAUAAUGGUUGAAGAUGAUUCAUCUAAUUGAGUUUUUAUUUUACAAGACUUUGUUAGUAUUUACAAUUUAAUAUUUUGAGUGUAUUUGUAGGUUGUUUUGGAUGUAAAAGAUUUAUCAUUAGUAUUGCAUUUGUAAAUUUGACUCAAAUGAGUAUUGGAUGAAUAAAAAUAUCUAUGAGCCUUUUAAAUUU